Messenger RNA from Topomyia yanbarensis, 1163 nucleotides. RefSeq names its product vacuolar protein sorting-associated protein 37A (gene Vsp37A). The coding region runs from base 117 to 1028 and encodes 303 amino acids. The record is from RefSeq and is a predicted model, not a curated record. The transcript is spliced from 3 exons. Gene Ontology annotation, cellular component: ESCRT I complex. NCBI's taxonomy places the organism in Eukaryota, Metazoa, Arthropoda, Insecta, Diptera, Culicidae. Gene Ontology annotation, biological process: protein targeting to membrane; protein targeting to vacuole; ubiquitin-dependent protein catabolic process via the multivesicular body sorting pathway.
GUUUUGUUCUCUUUAUUCGCUGAUACCGUGUUUUUGCACCAAACAGCAAGUUUGUAAGUUUUUUAAAGCAAAAGAAAGAAAAGUUUGGGAGUCUUUUAAAUUUCUAUUUUGCCAUAAUGCGAAAACGACAGAUUGAUACGCUAAAGAUAUUCAACCUUAAUGUUCAGGAAGUAAAAGAGAACGAGGAGUAUUUAGUAACAUUCGACUCUGGUGGACGGGAAAUAGCGAUCAACAUUCUUCUGGGAGCAGGAUUCCCAAACGAAAAGCCUAAACUAAUCGUGAGCCCAAUUUUGAACCACCCGUGGGUGAACGCGAGCACAGGUGAAAUAGAAAAUGCACCAGGAAUUCUCAAUUAUACGAUACACUCCGAUCUUGGGCGUGUGGUGCAAGCCGUCAGUCGGGAAUUCGAAAAACAUCCACCCUCGCUACUAAACGAUGCUCCUUCCACGUCUCAGCAUUGCGGAAACGGAAACACUCAAGAUACCAGCAUAGAUGCACGCAAUGCGGGUUCCCCCGUUGGGGAACAAGACGUGUUCGGUCUAAGGACUCUACAGUUGGAAGAACUGAGUCGUUUAAACAACGACGAUGAUUAUUUGGAAGAUUUUAUCGAAAAGCUGGGAUUUAUACAAACCCAAAGCAACGAAAUGGACCAGUUGCUGAAUCAGAUAGAAACUCUAGCAACGGAUAACAUUACCAAAAGGGAACAGAUUGUAGAACGACGGGAACGGUUGGACAAACUGCUGCUAGAUUUCAAAGAACUAGGCGAACGAUACGAUGCCUCAAACCAAAAGUACCAACGAAAGGCUGAAGAUUUUUCACCGCAGCACAUAAAAGAACUGUUGCAAAUUGCAGUUUCCACAGCGGAUGCCAAGAGUGAUGAGGAAGCUCAAAAGUUUCUUGCAGGCGAUACCGAUGUUGCUACUUUUCUGCAUGGGUUUAUUGAGACACGGAAGAGCUUCACGAUGCGAAAGGCAAAGGAAGAAAGACUUACACAACAGCUGACAGCAUUGGAACGUGCUGCGUUCUAAUGUGUUGUGGUUUGCCAAACUAAUCACCUCCCCUGGGUGGGAAAUUUCCCAUGUGAUAUAGGAUUUGUUGUUGUUUACUAUCUGUGUUUGUACUAUUCCAAAUUAAACUGGUAGUGGCCGCAGUAAAUUAAUUAU